CUGUUUUCCUGCAUUUCGUUUCCCGGAACGCGGAAGUCGGCGCAGCAUGCGUCGUGUACUGAAUUUGUAGCGUGUACAUUGUAAAACACUAGCGUAUUAAAGUAGUCGAGACGCUCACGCGAAUCACGUGUAUUUGUAGCGUUCUCAAGACAUUUAAAAUCUUGUCAUUUCUGAUAAGGAGAAAACGUAUCGAUAAACGCCGGUGGCCAGCCAUCAUGAAGAUUAAGCGACAAAAACAAGCCAAGAAAACAUUAUCUUUUUACAAAUAUAAUUUUAACUUCAGGGAACCCUAUCAGAUUCUUAUUGACGGAACUUUCAGUCAAGCGGCAUUGAAGAACAAGAUUCAAAUCAAGGAGCAAAUGCCGAAGUAUCUUAUGGGUGAGGUACAGCUUUGCACCACGAACUGCGCAUUGAAAGAACUGGAGACCCUGGGGAAAGAGCUCUACGGGGCCAAAAUCAUUCUGCAGCGGUAUCAAGUGAGGAAAUGUCAGCAUUUCAAGAACCCCGUUCCUGCCUCGGAGUGUCUGCUGUCAAUGCUGGAGAACACAAACCCGCAUCACUACUUUGUUGCCACGCAGGACUUCAAGCUGACAACAAGUCUUAAGAAGAUGGCAGGCGUACCUCUGCUGUACAUCAUCCUCAACACGAUUGUGCUGGAAAAACCCAGCCAGUCGUCGCUCGACCAGGUUCAGGCGGUCCAGCUGGGCGAGCUCAUCAGCCCGGCACAGCAACAGAUACUUUGCAGCAUGAAAGAGGAGCAGGGUAUAGGCCAGAAAGAUGGAGAGAGACAGGGAAAGAAGAGGAAGAGAAAGCAGCACAAUCCAAACCCCCUCAGCUGCCUCAAGAAGAAGAAGAAAAACGGGCCAACGCAGACUCUUACAAAAACUGAGCAAGGUCAAAAGAAGACUCGGAGUAGACACAAGAAACGUGUAACACAAGGAAAGGACCGUGUUUCCACUUCUAAAGUUCAAAAACCACCAAAUCAAAAGUGAAGGACGUUUUCAUAUUUGACUUAAUUUUCUACAGUAAACUAUGUGAACUCAAAGGGAACGAUCAAUAUCUGAAAUCCUUUACAUUAGUGUGAUUGUAAAUAAAAUAGUAAGUGACA
Messenger RNA from Syngnathoides biaculeatus (alligator pipefish), 1108 nucleotides. It is a transcript of the gene utp23, whose product is annotated as UTP23 small subunit processome component. NCBI's taxonomy places the organism in Eukaryota, Metazoa, Chordata, Actinopteri, Syngnathiformes, Syngnathidae. Gene Ontology annotation, cellular component: small-subunit processome; nucleolus. The transcript is spliced from 3 exons. The record is from RefSeq and is a predicted model, not a curated record. Gene Ontology annotation, molecular function: small ribosomal subunit rRNA binding. Bases 216 to 992 code for a protein of 258 amino acids.